Wasmannia auropunctata (little fire ant) is the source of this 3727-nucleotide messenger RNA. It is a transcript of the gene Bdp1, whose product is annotated as transcription factor TFIIIB component B'' homolog. The record is from RefSeq and is a predicted model, not a curated record. Gene Ontology annotation, cellular component: transcription factor TFIIIB complex. Gene Ontology annotation, biological process: RNA polymerase III preinitiation complex assembly. Bases 404 to 2962 code for a protein of 852 amino acids. NCBI's taxonomy places the organism in Eukaryota, Metazoa, Arthropoda, Insecta, Hymenoptera, Formicidae. The transcript has 6 exons. Gene Ontology annotation, molecular function: TFIIIC-class transcription factor complex binding.
AGUCGCGCAAACGCGAGACUCACGCGUAGUUACAAUAACAAUCUGUCAUAAUCGCGCACGCUAAUAUUUCUCUCGGAAGAACGCGCUGCAUGUUUGCGAGCUGAGAAGGUGAGACAGGAGACGAGCCGACGGGCGCGAUUUGAACGAGAUGAACGGUGCCCGCGACUGACUUUUCCCCUCCCUAAGGUCUUUAAUGUCAACGCGCGCCUCGCCGAGCUCGAAGUCGGUCGCGUGCGCUUCCACGUGUUCCGCGAUAACAUAGGUGCGCGGGUGACCGCUCGUGCCGCAGCGGAGGAUCGUCGAGGAUACGAUGGUGUCUCGUUGACGCCCGACGAAAGCCGCCGGUCCCUCGCUCGUCGGAACAAUCUCUUCGAUUUUCUAUUGUAAUAUAUUUAUCUGCAUAAUGUUGCGUCGGGCACGAAUUAAAGCCUUGGCAGCUGUGCCAGUUCGAAAGAAGCCUUUACAGGAUUCAGUAGAUUCCACUGAUGCUAACAAUGUGGCUGAUAAGGAGAGGAAAGAAGAAAACAUAUCUGAUAUCAAUGAGACAGAGCAAGAAUCUGCCAAGGAUAUCGCAGAGGUAAAAGAGCAGAAAGAGGAAAAUGUUGCUAGAACCGAUACAUCCGAGCAAAAGGAAGGAAAAGAAAAAGAUGGAUCCAGCACUGAUGCAUCGGAACAAGAAAAACAGAAAGAGAUAGAUGUACCUAGUACUGAUGUACCAGAGCGAGAAGCUGUCAAAGAUAUUGCAAAGGUUCAAAAAGAAAUUAGAAAGAAGAAACAAGACAGAGUCAGUUUAAAGGAAAAGGUUAUUGUUGAAAAACCAGAUUCCCAAGAAUUACGUUCUCCAUUAAAAUCGGACAGAUUUAGUGAUAUACCAGAUCGAGAAGCUGUCAAAGGUAUUGCAAAGGAGGAAACUAAGAAAAAACAGGACAGAGUUAAUUUAAAGGAAUUGAUUAUUGUUGAAAAGCCAGAUUCUCAAGAAUCACGUUCUCCACUAAAAUCAGACAGAAUUAGUGAUAUACCAGAGGGAGAAGCUGUCAAAGAUAUUGCAAAGGUACAGGAGGAAACUAAGAAGAAACAGGAUAGAGUUAGCUUAAAGGUCAUUGUUGAAAAACCAGAUUUCCAAGAAUUAUGUUCUCCACUAAAAUCGGACUCUCAAGAGUUACGUGCUCAGACAAUUUCUCAAGAAUCUCCUGUAUUCAAGCCUGACAAAGUUACCGAUCAAUCGAUACAGAAAAGUAUUCCGCUACCAGAUGUGCCUACAGCAAUAGAUAUAGCCUCACCUACAAAGGUAAUACAGAAUCGCCCAUGUUUCAUGAGACCUACACCGAGGUUGGACAGCGGCGGUAGAAUAAGAAAGAACAGCGUGCAGGGUAGCGCGAGUGAGUCCGAGGAUGAGCACAGCAAGAGAGUGGCGUCCGUCGUGCCGAGUCGCGUACGGAAUGACUCCGUCUGCUCUGUACAAAGCAAUAAGGAGAGUGCUGUCGUUGACAAUCAGAGCGUCAGCCCUCCGAAGAUUAAGGCAAUGCAGAAGAGGCGCAUGCUGGUUUCGGAAUCGGCGAGAAAGCUGGCCGAAGCCAGACGGGAGUUUUUGCUGAAGCACGAAAAUAGAACGCCCGAUAGGAGCCAAUUGAAGAUGUACGAUUUGAUAUAUUAUAAUCCCGUGACAAAUCCUAUGCCAAAAUCGUCCGCUCUUGAACGAAGGGUUAUUACACCAGCGCCUACGCCACCACCACCGGAAGAAAUACCGGAAGAGGAGGACGAGGAUGAUCCGUCGGCAAUGCCCAUGCCGCAAGUGAAAGUGGGCCCCGACGGUCAGUUGAUAAUAGACGAGCAAAGUCUCGUGAUAGAGCAAACGGAUGCGAAGAGGAAUGAAGAGAUUAUGGCGAGCGAGGCUACCAUCGAAGACGAUAAUUCCCAUGGCGGUGGUUUCUAUAAAAAGCACAAGAGGAGCAAAGAGUGGCCGAAAUGGGAAACAUUUAAAUUUUACAGAGUUUUGAAUGUAGUAGGAACGGAUUUUCUAUUGAUGCAGACACUUUUCCCAAAUAGAAGCAGGCAAGAGAUUAAACAGAAAUAUAAGAAGGAGGAGAGAGUUAAUCGACAAUUAGUUGAAAAAGCUCUAAAAUAUCAUCAAGAAUUUGAUACCGAUAUGCUAGAAGAGCAGCUAGCAAAGCUACAAAAGCUGGAAUGUGUUCCAAACACACCUAAAAGAGCAUCGGAGAAAAUUAAGAGCGAACAAUGCUUCAGCAGAAUUUACAGAAAACGCAGGCAUCGUUUAGUAGCGGAAAGUAUCGGAGAGUGCGAGUCAAUGUCCAACGAACCGGAAGCUGAUACAGUAGAUACUGUGACAAACGAUGAACUCGAUAUAGAAAUAAAUACCGAUAUAAAUAAUGUUCAGCAACAAAUGAAGAGAAAAGCACGGAAGUCGAAGAAGCGUUCGGACGAGAAAUCCGAGAGAUUUGACGAGUACAGUUCUUACACGGAUGUUGAUUCGGACAGCUCCGAGGAGGUUUAUCAACUCCGACCGACCAGAUCCGGCAGACUGUCGAAGAAGAUAAGAAAGUUGCAAGCGCCUGACUUUAGUGCACUUAACAGUAAUACCAAGAAGGAGUCGUCGGUAGACAAGAGUGUGAUACCGUCACACGUAGCUGUGGAAGUUACGGAGUACGUAAAUACGGCUGUUACGAACAGCGGGAAUACGGAAACGACUUGUUCCGACAAUAUUAUGACGAUGAUACCGAAUAUCAAUCAAAUGGAACCGGGAGCCUUGGUAAUUGUCUCGAAGGAAUCUACAGAGAGUCCUGGAAACACUAUUUUACAAGUUUACAUGGUUACCUCAAACAUCGACUCCAGCACAACAGUUACACCUAGCGUGUCGUCUGGGAGCCAGUCGUCGGAAACUUUAGAACUCAAUCAAUCGGAAAAUGUCGAAACGAUUAACGUCGUCGAUGAUUCUGAGAAAUGAUCUUUUGCAUGGCAUUUAAUUGUAAUCCAAUUUCGUAUAAAACUACAAAAGGACAUAUCCUUUAUUGGGAUAUUAUAGAUAGAAAUAAGUACCGAUAUAAAUAAUGUUCAGCAACAAAUGAAGAGUGAAGCACGGAAAUCAAAGAAGCGUUCGAUCGAGAAAAUCCGAAAGAUUCGAAUGCAGUUCUUACACGGAUGUUGAUUCGGACAGCUCUGAGAUUUAUUUUCCUUGUAAAUUAAUGUAAACUAUAAUAAGAUAAAAUUUCCUUUUUUUUACAUAUACGUAUGUAAAGAUUUUUUUAAUUGCAAGCGAAAUUAGUAUGUAUCAAACUUUUUUAUCUGUAGAUAGAGUUAUUUUUCGACGAAACGGAGAUUUGUGUUAAACGUGAUAAGAACUGAGCAAUGUGCAAAACGAAGGUCGUGUAAUCUACUUUAUUUUUUUUUUUUUAGCGUGAGCGAUUGAAUUUUAUAUAUGCAUACCUAUUUAUUUUGCCAUUUAGAUAUAUUACUCAGAUGUUAUUUUUCCAUUUUGGAUACAUAACGGUUUUACGUUUUUGGCUAUAAAAAUAUACCAGGUAUAUGUAUACGUAACAUUGUACAUUCUCAUACAAUCGCAUGAAAUAACUCGAUAUAGAAAUAAGAAUAAUUCGGCUUGUGCAAGAAAAAUAUUAGAAUGUAUGUAAAAUACAUCAAUGGUAUGCGAGUAUACAGUGGUUAGAACACAGUGUUAUACGAUAAUUAUGAGCAUUAAAAGUACUGCCAUGAA